UGAAAAUGACAAGCCAAGAGGUAGGUGGGAGGGUGAAGAUCAGGACGCAAAUUCACUUUUCAUUUGUAGCGCAACAGAGCAGGACUUACCGGGGCACAACGGAACAAUAUUUCGGUCUUUUGAUUGAAACCUACUAAAAACCAGCGUAUUUUCUUGUUCAAAUUCUUCAGAAGUUUGGGAUUUAUUUUCAGAAUUUGAACGCCACGUUAGGGAGAAUGUGUACAUUUUUACUGGUAUUUGGUCGCCCAGAAUACGGACCAGGCAUCGAAUUCGUUCGGCUGCAUGUGCGGGUCUGGAAAGUGAAAGCUCCAACUCCGCACGCAGAGCUCGUGUAGUUGCUGUGACUGGAUCCGAGAUCACUACGGCACCUUGAGUAGAGAAUAUCUUUCUCUGCUGGACGAGAUGGGUGGAAAUAUCACAAAGCAGGAUGUUCCUGUCUUUUUCCCAGAAUCCCUUUACAGACGCAUGGAAGAUGCUCAGUAUGAGGUCCAAGUCAGAUUCCUGAAUGAGACUAUUCAUGAAAUCAUCAAACUGUUUGAUGAGAAUAUGGACGCUGUCACCUGGGAAGAGAAGAAGCUGGAUGAUUUUCUCAUCCUUCUCCAUCGUCAGUUUCAAAAACUCAAGUCUUGUGUAUCACCUGCCAAGAAAGCUGAGGGAAGACUUGAAAGCUUCUUCAAGAAGUUGAAUAAGAAGGUUCUGAAAGAAAUGAACUACAGUGCACAAGCAUGGGAGCUCAUCAGGAAAGAGACAAAAUAUGUUCUAGAAAAAUUGUACCUCCUUGUGGCAACGAUGCACAGAUAAUCUGGACUCAUCGCAGAAGGCUUUAUACGUUACCAGUUUAUUAAGCAUGCCAAUGAUGUUGAACA
Molecule: messenger RNA, 866 nt
Organism: Esox lucius (northern pike)
Lineage: Eukaryota; Metazoa; Chordata; Actinopteri; Esociformes; Esocidae
Product: interferon a3
Exons: 7
Coding region: 403-801 (132 amino acids)
Biological process (GO): defense response
Cellular component (GO): extracellular region
Molecular function (GO): cytokine receptor binding
Source: RefSeq, a predicted model, not a curated record